UGCGUGCUAACUGCUGCCCAAAAUAUCUGAAGCCCCUCGCUGUACAUGGAGUGGUCAGCAUCCACAGCUGGAUUACUGCUCCCUGACGGACACAAUGAGGAACCGUGGUUUGUUGUCACUGCUGCUGCUGCUUCUGCUGCUUCUGCUGAGCCCACAACAUGUCACCUCAUCCAAAGGCGUCAGUGCCAGUCUGAAAGCCAAGUGGAGCAUGACCCCCUUUCUGUUGGAGACAUGUGAAUUUGUCGGUGAAGAUGGAAAUGAAAAAUUCUGGCAGUUUGUUGACACUGUGAAAGAGCUCACUGUUUACAAGCAAGGAGAGUCUGUGCGCUCCUACUUCAAUCUGAUUGUUAAAAAAGCUGGCCAGUUCCUCACGGACCUCCAAGUUAAUCUGCUCAAAUUUGCUCUGUCAUUACGAACCUACUCCCCAGCGGUCUAUGCGUCCCAGCAGAUUGCAAGUGAUGAACCUCCUCCUGACGAUUGCGCUGCCUUUGUGUCUAUCCACGGCCAACACACCUGCAGCCCCAAGGAUAUAAAGAAGCUCCUGAAGGCAGCUGCAGGCAGGACAAAACCUUAUUUAUACAAGGAUGAUCACAUAUAUCCUGGUGGAAAUAAAACUGAAGUGCCUAUUGUGAUCUUGUACGCUGAAAUUGGGACCAAGAAGUUCACAUCGUUUCACAAGGUGUUGUUAGAGAAAGCAGAAGAGGGCACACUUUUGUAUGUGCUCCGACAUUAUGUAGAAAAAUCAAAGCCUAAACCCAUGCUUCUGUCUGGGUAUGGUGUGGAGCUGGCUAUCAAAAGCACCGAAUACAAAGCUGUGGAUGACACUCAAGUUAAAGACUCGAGGACACCUUUAGCUGGUGAGGAUAAUGGAAAUGAUGAAGUUCAAGGUUUUCUGUUUGGGACUUUAAAGAAAGCUCACCCUGAACUGAAGGAAGAACUUGGUGAAUUGCGCAAACAUCUCCUUGAGAGCAUGAAUGACCUGGCCCCACUCAAAGUGUGGGAACUUCAAGAUCUGAGUUUUCAAGCUGCUGCUAAAAUCCUUUCUGCACCAAAGUUUGAUACGCUGAAGAUAAUGCAAGACCUGAGUCAAAACUUUCCAAGUAAAGCAAGAUCACUGACAAGGGUAGCAGUAAAGCAGGAAAUGAGAAAAGAAAUUGAGGAGAACCAAAAGCACCUCAGCGAGACUAUUGGUGUGCACCCUGGAGACGGAGAGCUCUUUAUCAAUGGGCUUCAUAUCGAUCUGGACGUUCACAACCCAUUCAGCAUUUUGGAUAUCCUCAGAGGAGAGGCUAAGGUUUUAGAGGGGCUUCAUAAUCUAGGUAUAAAAGGGGAGCAUCAAGCCAAACUGCUAAGAUUACCUGUGAGCCAUGUGGACGAUAGUUAUGCCCUAGACAUCAGAGAUCCGGCUAUAAUGUGGUUUAAUGACAUUGAGAAUGACCCAAUGUACCGCAGUUGGCCAUCGGGAGUACAAGAGCUCCUCAGAGCCACGUUUCCUGGAGUCAUCCGACAGAUCAGACGCAAUUUCUUUAACCUGGUCUUGUUCCUUGAUCCAGUGCAGGAGGAGAGCGUGGAGCUAAUGAAACUGACAGAGCUUUUUUACAAGCACAAGAUCCCCCUGAGGAUUGGAUUUGUGUUUGUUGUCAACACCAAAGAUGAGAUUGAUGGCUUCUCAGACGCUGGGGUGGGAUUUUACAGACUGCUAAAUUACAUUGCAGAAGAAUACGAUUUAUCCCAGGCCUUAUUGUCUACAGUCUCGCUAUACAACAAAGUAGAUGCAGGGGAGCAGCUGUCUGUGGAUACUAUCUCCGCGUACCUCAAGAGAAAAUUCCCCAAAGCCAAUGCAGAGAGGAUACUGGGCCUGGAUUCAGAAUACGAUGAAAGAAGAAAGGAAGGAGCACUCUUCUAUAAAAAAAGUGGCCUUGGCGCUCUUCCUCUGGCUUUAUUUAACGGAGUCCCACUCAGCCCAGAUGAGAUGGACCCAGACGAACUGGAGACUGUCCUCCUGCAGCGCAUCAUGGACACCACCAACGCCUUCCAGAGAGCUGUCUUUAUGGGUCAGUUGACAGAAGGCGCGGAUGUGGUUGACUAUCUGAUGGAGCAAGCCAAUGUAGUCCCCAGGAUGAACUCUAUUAUUUUAAGCAAUGACCGGAAGUACCUUGACUUCACCGCCAAUCCAAUUGUACACGACUGGGAGGAUACAACUAUGUUUUCAUAUAUGGACUCGAGAGACAAGACGGCUGUAGUUGCCAAAAGAAUUAAAUACUUUUCAACUAGUGAUUCUAAUGAAGUAAAUGCUGUGACGAUGUGGGUAGUAGGGGAUUUUGACAAGGUUUCAGGAAGAAAACUGUUAAUCAAUGCUUUGAAACAUGUGAAAGCCAGCCGUGGAAUACGUGUUGGAGUGAUAGACAACCCCGAAGGCAAACUCACAGAGGAUAACACUGUGUUGUACCGGGCGAUUUGGGCUGCACUGCUAACUCAGAAGAAGAAGACUGCAGUUGAAUUUGGACUCAAACUUCUCAAAGAGGAGAGCAACCAGCUAUCACAGAAGGGCAGCAAGAUGAAGGAGUUUCUACUAAAGGGAAUGGAUGACGAUGCUUUUGAGAAGAAGUUCAAUACAAUGGAAGUGGAUUUUAUUCAGAGCCAGCAGCUCUUCUGCCAAGAAGUGUUGAAGUUAAGUCCUGGACAGCGGGCAGUAAUCAGUAAUGGCAGAAUUCUUGGUCCAUUUAAUGAGGAGGAAGAGUUCACUGUAGAUGAUUUCCACUUGCUGGAGAAAAUUACUCUAAGUGGUUCUGCUGAAAAGGUCCAAGCCAAGGUGCAGGAGAUGGGGAUCAAGCCAAAGCAGGCCACAGACUUGGUGAUGAAAGUUGAUGCCCUCCUAAAUACAGCCCCCAAAGGAGAAGUCAGAAGGGACAUCCAUUUUUUGAAAGCUACACACAGUGUUCUCCACCUGUCUCCACGGGAGCAUGAAGUGUUCUAUGAUGUGGUGGCUAUUGUUGACCCUCUCACGAGAGCAGCACAGAAGCUGUCAUCAUUACUCAAUGUGCUGGGCCAAGUGGUCAACAUGAAGCUGCAACUGUUUAUGAACUGCAAGUCCAAGCUAUCUGAGAUGCCCCUCAAGAGUUUUUAUCGUUUUGUCUUGGACCCUGAUGUAAAGUUCUUAGCCAACGAUACAGUGUCAGCAGGACCAGUGGCACGGUUCAUGGACCUCCCUGAAACUCCCCUACUCACCCUCAACAUGAUCACCCCUGAGAGCUGGAUGGUGCAGGCUGUGAACAGCCCACAUGACCUGGAUAACAUUCACCUGCUGGAGGUGAGUGGAGUUGUCUCUGCAGAAUACGAAUUGGAGCACCUUUUGCUAGAAGGCCACUGCUUUGACCUUUCAACCGGGCAGCCUCCCCGUGGACUGCAGUUCACUCUGGGCAUGAGCCAGAACCCACUUACAUAUGACACCAUUGUCAUGGCAAACCUGGGAUAUUUCCAACUGAAAGCCAAUCCUGGUGCGUGGAUCUUGCGGUUACGUAAAGGGAGAUCAGAAGACAUCUAUCAGAUUGUGGCACAUGAUGGCACUGAUUCUCCUGCUGAUGCUGGUGAUGUUAUUGUUGUGCUUAACAGUUUCCACAGCAAGAUCAUUAAAGUCAGAGUACAGAAAAAGCCUGACAAAAUUAACGAAGAUCUUUUAAGUGAAUCAACUGAAAGUGGAGGCAUCUGGGACUCCAUUGCAAGGAGGUCUUAUUCAUCCCCGGGAUUCAUGCUGCGAUAUUAUGCUGUAAGAUCUAAUAUAGCAAAAAAUAUGUGCUUCUGUAGCAUCACUGGUGGUAGCUCGAAGAAGGAGGAUGUAGACAAAAAGAAAGAGGAUGUUUUGAACAUAUUUUCUGUGGCCUCAGGACAUUUGUAUGAACGGUUUCUGAGAAUAAUGAUGCUGUCUGUCCUUCGGCACACCCAGACACCUGUCAAGUUCUGGUUCCUAAAGAAUUAUCUCUCUCCAUCCUUUAAGGAGACCAUCCAUCACAUGGCCCAGGCGUACGGUUUUCAGUAUGAGUUAGUGCAGUACAAAUGGCCUCGCUGGCUCCACCAACAGACAGAGAAGCAGCGCAUCAUCUGGGGAUACAAAAUCCUCUUUUUGGAUGUUUUAUUCCCAUUAGCUGUGGACAAGAUCAUUUUUGUGGAUGCUGAUCAGAUAGUACGUGCUGAUUUGAAACAGUUGAGGGACUUGGACUUGGAGGGUGCACCUUAUGGCUACACACCAUUCUGUGAUAGUCGCAAAGAGAUGGAUGGCUAUCGCUUUUGGAAAUCUGGGUACUGGGCUUCACAUCUGGGACACAGAAAAUAUCACAUCAGUGCACUGUAUGUGGUGGAUUUGAAGAAGUUUCGCAAGAUCGCUGCUGGAGACAGAUUACGUGGCCAGUACCAAGCCUUAAGCCAAGACCCUAACAGUCUGUCUAACCUUGAUCAGGAUCUUCCAAACAACAUGAUCCACCAGGUAGCAAUCAAGUCUCUGCCGCAGGAGUGGCUCUGGUGCGAGACGUGGUGUGAUGACAAGUCUAAAAUAACAGCCAAAACCAUAGAUCUGUGCAAUAACCCAAAGACCAAGGAGCCCAAGCUCACAGCAGCAGCCAGGAUUGUGCCUGAGUGGGUUGAAUAUGACAACGAGAUCAAGCGGUUACUGAGAGGAGUCCAAGAGAAACAAGAGAGAGUAUUAGAAAGGCAGAGCUCAUCCUCACAAGCAAAAGAUGUCCAGAGAGAUGAGCUUUAGUAUUUGCCAGCAUCAUACUGUACAGAAAGGAGUCUGCAUCAUUUGCACACAGAGCACCUGAGAAUCUUACAGACAUUUCCAAACAGUGUUACAUCCUCAUCCUGAGGGUAGAUAUUUUUAUACUUGUCAUGCUGUGUUGGUCGGCUGUGUUUUGUUUUUUUUUUACGGAAAACAUAAAAAAUAAACAACGCAUUGAAUCUGUAAUCCACUGUAAAAUUUAGAAUGGUAAAUUCCUGCACUGAAAAACUAUAAUUUAAACCACAUUUAAUAAAAUACAAAAACAAACAAAAUACACAUUUCACGAUUAUGAUUACAAAAUUGUAAUUUAUUAAAAUGUUUACAUUUCUUUGUCUGUAAAUGUGUUAUUUAUGCUUGAUCCAGUAUUUUAACUCAGGAAUAAGAUGGCUGCUCAGUAGAAUCAGUCUGUUAUAGGUGCAGCAGGACUGGUCUCAGGGCACUCAUCCUUUACUGUGCUGUGUCAAAUACCAGUGUUUGUACUGUGGUCUGCUGGGAAAGAAUAAAUCUUUUCUAGAAAACAUUACAAA
Molecule: messenger RNA, 5298 nt
Organism: Periophthalmus magnuspinnatus
Lineage: Eukaryota; Metazoa; Chordata; Actinopteri; Gobiiformes; Gobiidae
Gene: uggt2
Product: UDP-glucose glycoprotein glucosyltransferase 2
Exons: 41
Coding region: 95-4753 (1552 amino acids)
Cellular component (GO): endoplasmic reticulum
Molecular function (GO): UDP-glucose:glycoprotein glucosyltransferase activity
Source: RefSeq, a predicted model, not a curated record